AGUGUUCAAGUUGAGGAAUUGGCCGCUAGGUGGCGCGCUGUAUACAAACCCGAGCUGUAAACUCCGUAAUUUAGCGUAGAAGAAGCUUUACCACCACGACUUUGACGUCGGGCCAUUUGUGCUAUCUUGACCUUCCUUUUGCUCUGUGACAAACACAAAGAUGGCUGGACGCAUGUUUGCAAAUUGGUGGGCCAAAAUGGGCCCUUACUACACCAAGGCUUAUCAAGAAAUGUGGGUGGGUGUUGGCAUCAUGACAUACCUCUACUACAAAAUCUCCUAUGGAGGCAAGAAAGCGGUGAAGGACAAGCCUGCUCAUUAAGUUUUGAACACCUCAGGCCACCCCACCACCCUUCCCCCCGCUGUAAAGUUUCCCCCCAUUCACAUUGGACAUCUUGUUAAUAUGAAACUAAUAAAAUUGUCAGUGAACCAACAAA
Molecule: messenger RNA, 434 nt
Organism: Syngnathus typhle (broad-nosed pipefish)
Lineage: Eukaryota; Metazoa; Chordata; Actinopteri; Syngnathiformes; Syngnathidae
Gene: atp5mj
Product: ATP synthase membrane subunit j
Exons: 4
Coding region: 161-319 (52 amino acids)
Cellular component (GO): mitochondrion
Source: RefSeq, a predicted model, not a curated record